AUGUACUCCGUCAGCCCCAGUGAUGUAGAACGCUAUCAUCUUCGAUUAUUACUGUUAUAUACUCCUGGUGCCUGUAGUUUCGAUGAUCUCAAAACAGUGGACGAUCAAGUCUGUCAAACAUUUAUUGAAGCUGCUAAAAGACGAAGUCUAUUACGUGAUCAUACUGAAUAUGAAAGAUGCAUGCCUGAAGCCGUUAUCUUCCAGAUGCCACAACAGCUAAGAACACUUUUCUGUGUAAUACUUCUAUACUGUAAUCCAACAAAACCUGUAGACCUCUGGAAUUCGUUUAAAGCACAUAUGGCCGAGGACUUCAUGCAACAGGUAGAUGCUGAAAUAGCAGAAGCAAUGGCAUUUUAUGCAAUCGAUUGA
This is a messenger RNA of Rotaria sp. Silwood2, 369 nucleotides long. The record is from the annotation of a GenBank genome assembly. NCBI's taxonomy places the organism in Eukaryota, Metazoa, Rotifera, Eurotatoria, Philodinida, Philodinidae.